UGCACGUGGCCUUACCUUGAUACCCAAGCUCGAGCCGCUCCUGCCUGGGACACUACUUAUUUUGCGACUGGGGAAGCUCCGAACUCCAUUUUGUGUGCAGCAAGACACCGAACAGUUUACGGGCAAUGUGGAGGAAAGUACUGGCAGCCGCAACCGGCAGUGUACUUCACCACCCAUGGCGCACAAUAGCUUGCCGUCACUCAACCAACGUCUCCUCCGCCGUCAACUCCAUGCUCCUCCGCUCCCUCAAAGAUCACUACCUGGAAGUCUCCAAGAUGUCCCCUCCCACUAAGGUGAGCCCUCCCUCGCCGUUCACUAUCGUGAAAGGCGCGCUGGACGGCAGUGGUCCUGUCCUCAAGCGGAGCUAUGGCGACCACGAAGAAAUUAGCAUUUCCGUGAUGCGAUUGGCUAAUAUAAUCCCCGGUGGCGCUGGCGAAGAUGAUGGGGAUGAUAGCAUUAAUCAGUUGUUUCUUCACGUGGACGUGUCGAAGCCAGGGCAGCAGGAUUCUUUGCACCUUCUGUGCGGGUUGUAUCCAGACGCAUUGGGAAUUCACUCCAUUUCGAUGCGGCCCAAGGCUGAGAGCUCAGGGUUCCUCAUCCUUCCGUCUCAGUACAAUGGGCCGGUUUUCGAAGACCUUGAUGAAAGGAUGCGAGAUGCACUCCACAGUUACAUAGAAGAGCGAGGAAUAAAUGAGGAUCUCUUUCCUUUUCUUCAAGCAUGGCUUUAUGUGAAGGAUCACCGGAACCUCAUGCGUUGGUUCAAAUCAGUUGGCACAUUCAUUAAUGAAAACAAGUCGGCCAAAGAUAGUUAAGAUAAAGUGGUUUCAAUGUCCAAAUUAGUCAUGUGUCCUAUUUGUUAAGUGGUGCAUGCUAUAUUUAAAAGAAAUAGUUUUGUAAGACAACUGCGGGGAUUCUACUCUAACGCCAUGGAUGGACCAGGCCAGAUAUAGUGUCCUUCAAUUCUCAAGUUAUUUACAUAUCAUUAAUGCAGUUAGUUGAGUCCACUAGUCUUUUUUUUUUUUCUUUGAUAAGUAAGUCCACUAGUCUUUUGGGACCAUGGAUUUGCUCACUUGUUCAUUGUUUCCAUUUUUGACUUACCGAAUAGCUGAAGCUACGACUCCAUGAAUGGCACUCAUCAUCACUAUUUCUGAUA
Messenger RNA from Juglans microcarpa x Juglans regia, 1153 nucleotides. RefSeq lists its product as uncharacterized. The transcript is spliced from 3 exons. NCBI's taxonomy places the organism in Eukaryota, Viridiplantae, Streptophyta, Magnoliopsida, Fagales, Juglandaceae. Gene Ontology annotation, cellular component: mitochondrial matrix. The coding region runs from base 126 to 812 and encodes 228 amino acids. The record is from RefSeq and is a predicted model, not a curated record.